Melitaea cinxia (Glanville fritillary) is the source of this 2364-nucleotide messenger RNA. RefSeq lists its product as uncharacterized. NCBI's taxonomy places the organism in Eukaryota, Metazoa, Arthropoda, Insecta, Lepidoptera, Nymphalidae. Bases 1 to 2364 code for a protein of 787 amino acids. The transcript has a single exon. The record is from RefSeq and is a predicted model, not a curated record.
AUGCCUAAAAGAUCAAGAUCUCAACUUUCUAGAAAUAGUUCCCAGGCCAGGGCAUCAAAAAUACGUCGAAAUGAAGAAUCUUCAUCAGAAACUGAAAAUCGUCUUUCAAUUCAUAGACAAUAUGUGGCACAAUCGCGUGCUAGAGAGUCGAGUACCGAGCGUUCGCAACGGCUCGCUGAACAAAAUAUGAGAACCACUCAAAUACGCGCGCGAGAAUCCAGUUUGCAGCGUUCUCAACGGCUCGCUGAACAAAAUGUGAGGACUUCUCGAGUCCGCGCGCGAGAGUCCAGUCUUGAGCGUUCAGAGCGACUAGCUGAUCAAAAUUUGAGAACCUCUCAAGCACGCGCGCGAGAAUCGAGUCUUGAGCGUUUACAGCGUCUAGCUCAACAAAAUUUGAGAACCUCUCAGGUACGCGCGCGAGAGUCCAGUCUUGAGCGUUCGCAGCGCCUUACUGAACAAAAUCUAAGAACCUCUCAUGUGCAUGCGCGAGAGUCAAGUACUCAGCGUUUGCAGCGGCUUGAAGAGCAAAAUAUCAGAAAUAUUCAAUCUCGCACUAGGGAAUCAAGCUCUGAGCGUUUCCAACGCCUUCAAGAUCAGAGAGAACGACAACAGACGUCAAGAGCGAGAAGUCGCAAUCAAGUUUUAGCCCACAGUAAAAGAUCGGCUUUUAGAUACGAUCCACAGAUUGAUUAUGCUCAACAGUCUUCCGUCCAAAUCGGCGACAUGAAUAAGAUCUGCCCUAAGUGUUCAGCCAAAAAAUGGGUCGAUGAAACUAAUGGCAUGUGCUGUGCUUCUGGAAAAGUUAGUCUCCCCAGUAUUCAGGAACCACCACAGCCAAUAAAAAAUCUUUUGACAAAUAAUCAUUCGCUAUCUAGACAUUUCAUAACCAACAUCCGUAAGUACAAUAGCCUAUUUCAAAUGACUUCGUUUGGCGCCAAAGAAAUAAGAGAGGGUAAUUUUAUGCCAACUUUUAAAAUAGAGGGACAGGUAUAUCAUCUUAUUGGUAGCCUUUUACCACCACCAGGCCAAAAUCCACAAUACUUGCAGGUAUAUUUCAUUUCAGACGCAGAUCAGCUAUCAUUGAGGUCAAACAUAGCUCCAACGCUGAAAAUAGAUUUAAUUAACGAACUACAGACCGCACUGAAUAGCCACAAUGUAUAUAUACGAAGCUUUAAACAAAACAUAGAACGCAAUUCUUCGGAUAAUUUAAAAUUAAUUAUUCAUUCCGACCGCCCACCACAGACAGCACACCCGGGUAGAUACAAUGCUCCAGCUGUAAACGAGGUAGCCGUUCUCUUGGUUGACGAAGAAAAAGGCCCCAGAGAUAUAGUGCUCCACGGAAGAGACGGCCAACUUAAAAGGGUCUCUGAGUUACACCGAUCGUAUGAUCCACUACAGUAUCCCUUAAUGUUCGUGAAAGGAGAAGACGGUUAUUAUUUAACCAUUCCGCAGGAAGGUACAGCGCGUAACAAAACUGUGACGUGCAUGCAAUUUUAUGCAUUUAGGUUGAUGGUUAGAGCUAACUGUUUUAAUGCAUUACAUUAUUACAGGGACUUAUUUAGUCAAUAUAUUGUCGAUAUGAUGGCAAAAAUGAUAUCGGAACGAUUGAAUUACAUAUGUCGUAACCAACAGAGACUAAGGGCUGAAGAAUACAUUCAUCUCAGAGAUGCUUUAAAUCAAGACGGAAAUGUUGACCCAUCAAAUAUCGGUCAACGCGUAAUCUUGCCAUCUUCAUUUACAGGUUCUCCGCGUUACCUGCAUGAAAAAACCCAAGACGCGAUGACUUAUGUCCGAAAUUACGGGAGACCAGACUUAUUUGUCACAUUUACGUGCAACCCCGAAUGGCCUGAAAUUAAAGCGGAACUACUACCUGAUCAGCGAUCUUUCGAUCGUCAUGACAUCAUUUCAAGGGUGUUUCAUUUGAAAAUGAAGAAAUUCUUAAAUUUAUUCGUUAAAAAUGAAAUAUUCGGCAAAGUGAAAUGUUACAUGGCAAGUGUAGAAUGGCAGAAGCGAGGUUUACCACACUGUCAUUUGCUGUUUUGGCUAGAAACAAAAAUCCAACCAGACGAAAUUGAUAGCGUCAUAGUUGCGGAACUACCCAACCAACAAAACGAUCCGAUAUUGUACGAUAUCGUAACAAAAAAUAUGGUGCACGGACCAUGCGGAGAACAUAACUUAUCAGCACCAUGUAUGAAAAACGGUAUUUGCACAAAAAAAUACCCACGACGUUUAGUCAACGAAACUCAGACUGGAGAGGACGGAUAUCCAGUUUAUCGUCGUCGUGAUGCCGCAAAUGGAGGACUGAGCGCUUCGCUAAAUAUCAGAGGCAGAAUUGAAACACGUAGUUGGUUCGCAACAGACUAA